This is a messenger RNA of Triticum aestivum (bread wheat), 1782 nucleotides long. Its product is annotated as subtilisin-like protease SBT3.14. Gene Ontology annotation, molecular function: serine-type endopeptidase activity. The record is from RefSeq and is a predicted model, not a curated record. Lineage: Eukaryota; Viridiplantae; Streptophyta; Magnoliopsida; Poales; Poaceae. The transcript is spliced from 3 exons. Bases 1075 to 1590 code for a protein of 171 amino acids. Gene Ontology annotation, biological process: proteolysis.
UCAAAAUUACAUGUGACUAUAUACUGUAGUGUGAUAUGUACGCUGCCCGUUUUGCAGGGACAGUCUCUCUAUUACCAAGUGAAGAACAGCUCAUCAUACAGGGGCGAUUUCACCAAUCUUAUAUGUAUGCCAUCGUAAGUAGAAAGAAAACUUUCCCGAACAUUUUGCAAUGUAGGGGGUGCAAAUUUGUGACCCUUACUGUUCCUUUUUACUUCAAACAAACGAAGUAGCUUUUGAAAAACUAGUUCACUUGUUUGAAAAAAAAGAGGGUUAAAAGGUAUCCUAAGGAUUACCCAAUUACACCCCUACUGGGAUGCACACAACACAAUUUUAUUCAUGCUGCGCCAAAUUAAAUCUCAAGCCCAAAAACAGUGUGCAAGUAGCAAAAUUGUGUUGGCCGAGCAAUUCUAAUACAUACUUGAAUUUGCUUUUGUGAAUUUAGUUGUACUGCAGAGGAUCUUAACGGCACCGACGUGAAAGGGGUCAUCCUGUUCUGCAAUGACAAAGGGGCCACUUUCCUCCAGGCGGCGCAAUACAUCGUCGACAAUGGAGGAUCUGGACUCAUUGUCUCGCCAACCAUUGUGGAUGACCUGUUUAACAUUGCAGAAGCUUGCCAAGGCAUCGCCUGCGUAGUUGUCGACAUCGCCGAUGCGGACAAGAUAUGCCAAUACUACGACGACUCAAGCUCUCCUCUUGCAAAGAUUGAACCUGCGUGCACCGUUACGGGCAAUGAGAUACUAGCCCCAAAAGUGGCGAGCUUCUCCUCCAGAGGCCCAUCGCUUACUUACCCGGCCAUUCUCAAGGUGUGUACCGUGCCAGCUGCAAGACCUUGUAUAUAUCAUCACACCUCAAGUUGUUGUGGUUUUUCUUCCUUAACAGCCUGACAUAGCUGCACCUGGAGUCAACAUCUUGGCAGCAAAAAAAGAUUCCUACGCAGUUUUGUCAGGGACGUCCCAGGCAGCCCCUCAUGUAGCAGGCAUCGUCGCCCUGCUGAAAGUCCUGCACCCAGACUGGUCUCCCGCGGCACUAAAAUCAGCCAUCGUCACCACUGCCCAUGUAACCGAUGAACGCGGCAUGCCAAUAUUGGCGCAAGGGUCAUCGCUGAAGAUCGCUGACCCGUUCGACUAUGGAGGAGGGAACAUAAAUCCUUAUGGGGCGGCUCAUCCCGGCCUCAUCUAUGACAUCGAUCCAAGCGACUACAGCAAGUUCUUCAAAUGUGCCAUCAGCACCAAGAGGAUGCCUGUGACGUGCAACACCACCACCACGCUACCGGCGUAUUACAUCAACCUACCAUCCAUCUCGGUUCCCGAUCUCAGGCAUCCCAUCACCGUGUACAGGACGGUGACCAACGUCGGCGAGGUCAAUUCUGUGUACCAUGCCGCAGUGCAGAGCCCGAUGGGAGUCAAGAUGGAGGUCAUCCCACCUGUUCUUAUAUUUGAUGCUGCUAACAAAGUUCAAACAUAUCGGGUGAAGCUGUCACCUAUGUGGAAGUUGCACGGGGACUACACGUUUGGUAGCCUUACUUGGCAAAAUGACCAAAAGGCAGUAAGGAUUCCAGUUGUGGCCCGGAUUACAAUUCAAGAAAUCUAGGCGGAUGUUGCAUAAUGAAAUAAAAAUACCAUUUCCAAAUUUUCAAUAAAAUAUAGACCCGCAUGGCAGUGACUAGGAAACCAUGCAUGCCACCUGACGUGGGCCCCUCUCUCUCAUGACAUGAGGUGUUUGAAAUUGUAUUACCGAUGAGGAUGAGUUGCAAAAGUCAAAAGGAUAAUUAUAAAUAUGUUA